Chrysoperla carnea is the source of this 2179-nucleotide messenger RNA. RefSeq names its product centromere/kinetochore protein zw10 homolog (gene Zw10). Gene Ontology annotation, cellular component: RZZ complex; chromosome, centromeric region; nucleus. The transcript is spliced from 5 exons. Gene Ontology annotation, biological process: endoplasmic reticulum to Golgi vesicle-mediated transport; mitotic cell cycle; mitotic spindle assembly checkpoint signaling. Bases 68 to 2164 code for a protein of 698 amino acids. The record is from RefSeq and is a predicted model, not a curated record. NCBI's taxonomy places the organism in Eukaryota, Metazoa, Arthropoda, Insecta, Neuroptera, Chrysopidae.
UGAAGUCGUGUAGUGUCAAAUCUCAAAUGUGUCAGUUUUAUAUUUACCUGAAAAAUAAAAACUUAAGAUGAGUUUUGUAGCUGAAAUUUUAAAUAGUCAGAAAGAUGUUGAAUUGUGUGAUAUAGACAAAAAGCAACUAGAAAUUACUACUCAUAUUAAUAAAAUUAAGAAAGAAAUAGCUGAAUUUUUACAAAACAGAUAUGUGGAAUUCGAACCCAUAUCAAAUGAAGACGAACAACUUAUGGAACGAUGCAAUGAACUCUCAGCUCAAAUGGAAAUUUUAGUAACGCAAGUUACAGAUAUUACACAACCUAGGGUAAUCGAUGCAUUACAAGAAUUGAAUGAUUUAAAACGAAUUAUUGAAGAAUCCAGAUAUGGCCUGGAAAUAUUGUCCGAACUGUUGAAAGUUCAUAAGACAUAUAGAAAUUUUAUCGACUAUUUUGAUAAAACACAAUAUAUAGAAGCUGCAAAAUGUGUUGUGGAGCUAGAAAACUUAAUUGAAAAUCCACAUAAUGAUAUUGAGUAUUUAGAUAUUUUCGACUCGUUGAGGCAUCAUACGAAAUUAAGUCGGAUAAAUUUAAUUUCAUCGGUAACAGAAACCUUCAAAACAUCAAUAGAAUUAAUCAACAACAAGGACAUUAUUCAAAUUAAGAUCGAUCUAUCUGAAUUUGAUAACUUGCAAAAUGCAUUUAUAGUUUUAAUUCAAAUGAAUGCGAAUUUUGAAUGUUUUUCCGAAUUAAGUGAUUUUCUUAUGAAAAACGUAUUUAAGACUGUAAUUGACAAUAAAAGUGCAGUUGAUGUGGUUGAAAAAAACAACUCUGUACUAUUAAAUGUAAAAAUACUUGAUAAUGUUAAGCCAUCAUUUUAUGGAGAAGUUUUAAAAAAUUUAUUAAAUGUAUUCGAAUUCUUGGAAAAUUAUUUGAAUAUUGUUAUUGAUAACAACAAGUCAGUUUUAAGUUUAUUAGGUAAUCAAAUCGGUGAUAGAUUUUCCACAAUGUUAGUUGAAUCAUGUUUUAUUGAGCUCAUACCAUCGACACCAAGUGAAAUGGAAAAUUUUGAUUCAAUACGAAAAGAAAUUGAACAAUUUAAAAUUCGAUUGAAUGAAUAUCAAUUUUUGGACGAAAAGAAUCGAUCAUUUGAUGAAUUUUUGGAUAGUGUUGAAAUACAUUAUGCUAAUAAAAUAUGUACGAAUAUGAUUAAAACAGCUGAAAGUAUUAUGAAAAAAGAUUUACAUAAUAUGACUGAGGUUGAAAUCAGUGAAACGAUGGAUCAUUCUGUUUUAAAAUGUCAAAUUUCAACAAAUGUGAUUGAAUUAGAAACAUAUGUUCGCAAUGGAUUGGACUUGAUAAAGCAAGAUUCUGAAAAAGUGUCUAAAAAAAUAGUUUCAACGAUUGAGCAAAUGAUUUGUCUUUAUUACACACUUGUACCACAACAUCAUAAGAAAAUGUUAGAAACCAUUCCUCAACAAAUCGCCUUAUUCUACAAUAAUUGUAUGUAUUUAGCAUACAGUUUAAACAAACUUGAAACUGAGUAUAAUCCAAAAUUAAAAGAGUUAAAUAUGGAGAUACUUCACUUGGAUGAUGUUUUAUGUAGACUCCGAUCAACUGGUAAAAAUAUGUUUGAAGAACAAUUAAAAGUACAAAAGAAACAAAUGUUGGAUAUCAUUAAAGAUUCAGGAUUAGCUACCUUAGGUCAAGUACCGGAAUUGGAUGGUAAUACUGAAAAAUCUAUAAGACAGUGUUUACGACAAUUAGAACUACUUCAAACUGUAUGGAAAAAAGUUUUACCAGUGAAUGUAUACGAUGCAAGUUUGGGUGAAUUGUUAAAUACGUUAGUAGAAGAUCUUAUUCGACGAGUAUUAUCUGUUGAAGAUAUAUCAGCGACAGCAGCUACACAGCUUGUUUCUUUCUAUACUUUAGUUUUGCAACGGGCACCUAAAGUGUUCACUGAACCUAAAGAAAUACAUAAACAUGUAAAUUUGUGGAUGAAAUUACAAGAAAUUAUCUUUUUAUUAGAAGCAAAAUUAGCUGAUAUUGAAAGUCGUUGGGCGGAUGGUAAAGGCCCAUUAGCUGUAGAAUUCAAACCCCAAGAGCUUAAAAAUAUUAUACGUGCUUUAUUCCAGAAUACAAACCGACGUGCAGCGCUUUUAAAUAAAAUUAAAUAAACUUUUUCUACUUUA